UCCGCUUUCCGCCAUCUUUUUUUCAGUCACGUUGCCGGCAAAAUGGCAUUUUUUCACCCACCUCAGAUUCAAGAUAAUCCUACAGGAUGGGGACCAUGUGCAAUUCCAGAUCAAUUCAAGGACAUGCCGUAUCAGCCUUUCGCUAAGGGAGAUCGUUUAGGAAAGGUCUCUGACUGGACCGGAGCAACGUAUCAGGACAAGAGAUAUCUCGGUAAAUACUCGUCUGCGUUCGGAGGGGGAGGGAGCCAGUAUGCCUACUAUCACGACGAAGAUGAGAACAGCUUCCAACUUGUGGAUACUCAGCGUGUACAGAAACCAGUGUACCAGCGGGGCAGGAGAGUCUUUCAACAGAACAAGCAGAGGAGAGAGCGUGAGCGUCGUGCCCAGCAGCAGGCUCAGGCCAACCUCCAAGUGCUCUCUAAAACACAAAAGAGCAGGGAGAGAGAUAGGCAGAGGCUGUUGAGGAAGUGGCAGAAGCAGUUUGGAAAACAGAUGCAGGAAAAUCGUAACAAGGCUCCUUUGAAGCAUCGUGAUGCGUCUGUACAGGUGAAAGAAGACUGGGAGGUAAUAGAGGAUAUGGACUUUCCUCGUCUCACUAAACUUAGUCUUCCUGGUAUAGAGGUUGGCGAGGAUCUGUUGAAAUGUGGAAGUAUGGAAUAUUAUGACAAGACAUACGACCGUGUUACCACUAAGAAUGAGAAGAGGCUUAAGCGAAUUGACCGAAUCUUCCACAAAGUGACUACUACUGAUGACCCCAACAUUAGACAGCUUGCCAAGACAACAGGCAAUGUAUUUGCUACAGAUGCAAUCUUAGCAACACUAAUGUGUUGUACUAGGUCCACCUACUCCUGGGACAUCAUAGUCCAACGUGUUGGUAACAAGCUGUUCUUUGACAAGCGCGAUGACUCCGAGUUUGAUCUGCUGUCAGUGAGCGAGACAGCAACAGAGCCUCCACAAGAUGAGGGGAACAGUAUCAACUCUCCCCGCAACCUUGCCCUUGAAGCUACCUUCAUCAACCACAACUUCUCCCAACAAGUCCUCCGUAUGGGAGAGGAAAAGUAUUCCUUCAAAGACAACAAUCCAUUUGUCCACGGAGAAGACGACGCUAAUGUAGCCUCAGUUGGAUACAGGUAUCGUAAGUUCAGCCUGGGAAAUGACAUAGAGUUGGUGGCACGUUGUGAGCAUGAUGCUGUUAUGAUGGGUCCUAGUGGAGAUCUGCAGUACAUCAAUAUCAAAAGUUUGAAUGAGUGGGAUUCAAGGUACAGUGGGGGUGUUGACUGGAGAAGUCGUCUAGACACUCAACGAGGAGCUGUCCUUGCUACAGAACUGAAAAACAACAGCUGCAAACUCGCCAAAUGGACUGUGUGCGCUCUCCUGGCCGGUUCUGACCAGCUCAAGUUUGGGUAUGUGUCACGUCUACACCAUCGAGACACUGCCAAACAUGUGAUCCUAGGGACCCAACAGUUCAAGCCCACAGAGUUUGCCAACCAGAUAAACUUGAAUAUGGAGAACGCGUGGGGUAUACUUAGGUGUAUCAUAGACACCUGUCGCAAGCUUAAAGAUGGAAAAUAUCUUAUCAUGAAGGAUCCUAACAAGCCUGUCAUAAGGAUUUACAAUAUCCCAGAUAGUACCUUUGAGUCUGAUGAAGAUGAUGAUGACGACGAUGAUGAGGAUGAUGAUGAUGAUGAGGAUGAUGACGAUGAUGAGGAUGAUGAUGACGACGAUGAGGAGGAAGAUGUGAAAAAAGAUGAUAAAAGUGUUAAGAAACCAAGCAAGGAAAGCUAAGGAGGAAUCCAAAAUUUAGUGACAGUAUAGCCAUUUGGAAUCAGUGAAUUGAUUGUGAUACUAGACUUGAAAAAGUGCUAACUACUGCCGACUUUACUGAGGAUAAUUACAUAGACAAAUUAUCAUGGAAAUUGUGACACAUCCUGGUGUAUCUUGUGAAACUGUUUUUUUUAAUAUACCAUGGUUUUCUUUUUCUUCAAAAUUGGGCCUUCUAUCAGAUUGGAUUAAAUAUUCACUGCGUAACAGAU
Molecule: messenger RNA, 2033 nt
Organism: Pecten maximus
Lineage: Eukaryota; Metazoa; Mollusca; Bivalvia; Pectinida; Pectinidae
Product: eukaryotic translation initiation factor 3 subunit D-like
Exons: 14
Coding region: 43-1785 (580 amino acids)
Biological process (GO): translational initiation
Cellular component (GO): eukaryotic translation initiation factor 3 complex; cytoplasm
Molecular function (GO): translation initiation factor activity
Source: RefSeq, a predicted model, not a curated record